CUCGAUAGUGUAUUAUACUCUACGUGUGUAGGGAAGUCCGGGGAAAUCUGUAGUGCUUUGCUUUGAAACUUUAUUAUUUUUGAAAAUGUGGGCAGACACGUUGUUGAUAUUAUUUAUUUCAAUUUGUACAGCUCUAUUAGGAGAAGGUCUCACUUGGGUGAUGGUGUACAGGACUGAGAAGUAUCAGAAACUAAAGGCUGAAGUGGAAAGGCAGAGCAAAAAAUUGGAGAAGAGGAAAGAAGCCCACGGAGACUCGCUGGACAAACAGCACAAGAAGAAGAUAGAGCGGGAAGAAGAGAAGCUGAAGAACAACAACCGUGAUCUGUCGCUAGUGAAGAUGAAGUCGAUGUUUGCCAUUGGCUUUGCGUUCACAGCUCUCCUGAGCAUGUUCAACAGCAUCUUUGAUGGGCGUGUGGUAGCGCAACUGCCAUUUGUGCCAAUCUCGUGGAUACAAGGACUGUCACACCGCAACCUGCCCGGAGAUGACUACACAGAAUGCUCCUUCAUAUUCCUGUACAUUCUCUGCACCAUGUCCAUCCGGCAGAACAUACAGAAGAUGCUGGGAUUUGCUCCGUCACGGACGGCCAAUAAGCAGAGCGGCAGCAUAUUCGGACCUCCGCCUCAGCAGUUCAAGUGAACGCUCUCGCAGCCAUCGUGCUCCCGUUUAUUUAUUGUGUUGAGUUUGUACUCUGGAUUUAUUUAUCAUGUUAAGUUUUUAAUUGUGACAUUAAAAUAUGGAAAGUGGGGUGCUAA
Molecule: messenger RNA, 753 nt
Organism: Bacillus rossius redtenbacheri
Lineage: Eukaryota; Metazoa; Arthropoda; Insecta; Phasmatodea; Bacillidae
Product: calcium load-activated calcium channel
Exons: 5
Coding region: 86-637 (183 amino acids)
Biological process (GO): endoplasmic reticulum calcium ion homeostasis
Cellular component (GO): cytoplasm; endoplasmic reticulum; endoplasmic reticulum membrane
Molecular function (GO): calcium channel activity
Source: RefSeq, a predicted model, not a curated record